AUGAUGCGACGGACGGGGCGAUGUGACGAUGGUGGUGAAGUUGGAAGCCGUGUGCCUGCACGCGGCGGCUCUGCAACCGGGAAUGUCGGUAUUUCUUCUAAGUUGCCAAUUGUUUGGGGGAUUCGACGCAGGAUUUGUGCUUACGAGAUCCUUGUUGUUUAUAUUGCAUUUGACGAUUGGUUCGUGGUGACGGAAGUGAGACAGGGGCUUGUGAAACUCUGUGGAUAA
Molecule: messenger RNA, 228 nt
Organism: Didymodactylos carnosus
Lineage: Eukaryota; Metazoa; Rotifera; Eurotatoria; Philodinida; Philodinidae
Source: the annotation of a GenBank genome assembly